CUUAUUAAAUAGAUAUGAUGAGCUGAAAUAGUUAUAACAACCUACUGAAAACUGAAUGAGUGAUACAAGUGGCCGGCCCAGUGGGGCCAAGGGAGCAGCAGAGGAAGGCGAUGCCGCCUCCACCAAAGCCUUGAGUGCUAAGGAGUUGAAGAAACUACGCAGGUUGGAGAAAGUCAAAGAAAAGGAACAUGAGAAUGCUUUGUCAAGUAAGAAAGACCCUAAAGCAAACGAUUCUAUCGACAAUAAAGGAGAACAACCGGAAAAAGUAGCGGAAAAAGGAGGGCACAAGUUGAGAUCAGGCGAAGAGGAUUCUUCUGAAAGGACUGAUCCGACUGAUGUGCCAGUUGCAGUAACCACUGGAGUCAAGCAGUCCCAGAUGACUAAGGCCGAAAGACGAGCUAUGCAAGAGGCCCAAAGACAAGCCAAAGCAGCUAAAAACUCCAGCGCGACAUCAAAUAGUGACGGAAGCACAGCUGCUAAUUUGAGUGCGCUCACAAGCUCAAAAACAGUCCAGCUGCCUGAAAAGACCGAAGAAGACAAAUUAAAGACUCCUCAAGACAGAACAAUUGAGAGUUCUCAAGGUCAAGUUUCAUUCUUUCUUCAUCUGCCCCAACCUGUGAAACCUUCGACCAUAACCAGUGGAAUGAAGUUUGAUGAUCAUAACCUGCAUCCAGCAUUUGUCCGACUUGGAGUCAGAUCUGCUCAUGUAGAAGCAUUCCGGCGAAAUGACGACGAGCAUUGUGUUACUUUCUUACAAGCUGUUCUCCAAUUGAUAGAUAGUCUGCGUAGCUUAGACCCUGAGAAACCUUUCUCACGUGAGUUUGAGAAACAACUGAAAUUAAAUACAAGUUUUCUUGCUUCUUGCAGAGCUCUUCCUGUGAGUACUAAAAAUGCAGUACGAUUCCUGAAAUCUCGGAUUUCAAAUUUAGCGGUUGACGAAGAAAAUGAAUCGAGUGCAUCAAAAGUAGCCAAAGCGGUGGGCGAAUAUUUGGGCAACAAGGUGCAACUCAGCAGAGAUGCUAUUCUUGCAGAGGAAAAUUGGGCUUCGUUUAUCAAAAACGGAGACCAUCUUCUAACAUUCGCACACUCGUCAACAGCAUUGCGGCUCCUGGACACUGCAUCUAAGUCAAGGAACUUUUCUGUAACUAUUAUUGACAGUUCGCCUUCUUUUCCCGGAAGGCGAACCCUGGCCCAAUUGGAACAUCUGGGUAUACAAUGUAACUAUGGAUUGGUUACUUCAAUUGGUUACUGGAUGCCACGAGUAACUAAAGUGUUAAUUGGGGCUCAUGCGUUGCUAGGCAACGGGGCUGUGAUGGCCAGUGCUGGAUCGGGUUUGGUGAUGUUGUCUGCGAAGGCAUUCAACAAACCUGUGAUUGUCUGUUGUGAGACAUUCAAGUUUAGCGAGAAGAUUCAAACGGACUCAAUAGUGUCAAAUGAGUUGUUGCAACUGGAACCUCUGAUUCUCAACCCAGAAAUUGAUCGGGGUAUUCGCAACAGCAGUCAUCUGGAGUCUCUCUUCCCCGGAUGUGAGCCAGAAUCAGUUGCACCCAAAGAGUCUUCUCCGUUUCUGAGUGUCCUGAACUGUGCUCUGGAUGUGACGCCUCCCUCUUUAGUCGCUGUGGUUGUAAGUGAGGUGGGUUCCAUGCCCAGUCUCUCGGUUCCUGUCAUUUACAGAUGGAAGUGCAAAGACUUGCAAGACUAUUUAUGAUAGUGAAUGCAACUUUGUAAAAUGAAGUUAAUUAAUUUUUGAUCGUCCUCG
Messenger RNA from Symsagittifera roscoffensis, 1759 nucleotides. Its product is annotated as translation initiation factor eIF2B subunit delta-like. The transcript is spliced from 5 exons. Lineage: Eukaryota; Metazoa; Xenacoelomorpha; Acoela; Convolutidae. Bases 56 to 1708 code for a protein of 550 amino acids. The record is from RefSeq and is a predicted model, not a curated record.